UUUAUUUAUAUUUGCAUUUCUUUUUAUUUUGAUUUCAUUCCAAAUGGGAUCCAGGUAAAAUUAUCCCAGCAAAAUGUUGUUAAAGAAGCAUAUACAAGCAAUAUAUAGCAACAAUGCUUCAGAUAACCACAGAUAUUUCUUUGUAAGUUUAAUCGUGCUGCUAGCAUGGAUAGGCUAUUUGCAAUGGUGUGUGAUAAACCUUUCAGAUAGGCUCCAGCAACUGAAAAUCCAGGAUAAAGUGCAACCAGUGUAUGAAGUAGUCUUGAAUCACAAUAACAACAUUGCAGAAAAUACAAGUAGAUCUGUGGGAAUACAGCAACAGAAUAUAACUCAAGCAAAACCACAUAUGAGAUUCCGACGAAAUAAGAAAAAAAGAAACACAUGGCGAGAAAUACAAAACUAUAUAGAUGAACAGCUUUUUAGAGAAAUGAUAUACAUACGUGGAAAAAACCAGCCAGGAAAUAAUGGGCUCUUUAGAUGGGACCCUUCAUCUAUUGGAACUCAGAGUAAAAUAGCAUACAACGAAAACGGAACUCUUACCUUUCAGACAAGUGGGAUUUUUCUGAUUAUGUCACAGAUCGUUGUUAGAGGACAAAGCGAAUUCCAAAACUUAGUUUAUGGCUAUGAAACAAAACUCAUCAAAAGUACAGGAACUGAAGAAAUUCUGAUGUCUAGCUAUAUCACACAGGAAAACAGAGGCAACAUCAUUGUCCUACUACAUUCAGAAAAAUAUGCUGAGGAUACCCUCUCACAUUCUGUUAUACAUCAUAUCAGCACAAAUGACCAAAUUGGAAUUGCAAAAUCACCACACAACUCUAAGGUAAAUUAUACACAAAAUCAGAAGGCAGCUUACCUUAGUAUUGUUCAAUUGGAUACUGAUUAUUAAUUCCUUAACCAUACACAAAUAAGCAAAAUACACAUACACGAACAAGCACCCACAUCCAUCACACACACACACACAUAUGUAUACAUAUGUGUAUGUGUG
Molecule: messenger RNA, 985 nt
Organism: Octopus sinensis (East Asian common octopus)
Lineage: Eukaryota; Metazoa; Mollusca; Cephalopoda; Octopoda; Octopodidae
Exons: 7
Coding region: 74-886 (270 amino acids)
Molecular function (GO): protein binding
Source: RefSeq, a predicted model, not a curated record